CGCGAGGUGGCGAUGACCCCCAGCGAGGCCGACGAGGCCAACAGGGUGCUGCCGCGCGGCUACGCGUACCUGCCCUCAGACCAGCUGCAGCGCGGCGGCGCAGCGGGCGCUGGCGCGGGGCAGCAGCAGCAGCAGCAGCAGCAGCAGCAGCAGCAGCCGGCCAGGCGACAGUCAGGGGCUGGCGGCGGCGGCAGCCGGUCUGGCAAGCGCCGCUGA
Messenger RNA from Monoraphidium neglectum, 216 nucleotides. RefSeq lists its product as hypothetical. Lineage: Eukaryota; Viridiplantae; Chlorophyta; Chlorophyceae; Sphaeropleales; Selenastraceae. The record is from RefSeq and is a predicted model, not a curated record. The transcript has a single exon. The annotation marks the transcript as partial.